GCUUACCGCACGUAUACACCCGACCACUGCCACCGUUGGGGACACCUGGCCGCCGACAUGGACGAUCAACCGCGCGCCGGAGCUGCAAAACGGAUGAUGCCAGCUCUCUGUCUGGGCACGGCCCACAAGAUAGACGAGGACGACCUCGUCGCCCGUAGCGCAGAGCACGGCGAUGCCGAGGUUCAGACGCAAGUUCUAGCGGCGCACGUGGAGCCGGCGGCCGGCGGUAGUCCUGGGAUGGGCAACGGCUAUAACAAAGACUCUGAUUGCGACGACGGCUUAGGCGAUGGCAUUGCUUCGGGUCGGUACGACAUUGGAUCGGCCGCCGAGAUAAGCUCUGUAGCUGAUAUCAACGAUGCUAACAAUACCACCGUCCUCGGGCGGGAGGGGGAAGAUUAUACGACGACCGAGGCGAGCCCUGCAGCUAAGACCAGCCAUGCGGACGACAACAUUAUGGCCGAGCGAGAGGGCCUUGCAGCUGGCAUCAGCAAUGCAGUCGACGCAGCCAUGUCCAAGAAGGCGGGGGAAGAUAAUGCAAUGACUAAGACGAGCUCUACAGCCAAGGCCAGCGAUAUAGAUAACACCAUCAUGUUCGAGCGAGAGGGUGCAGGCUAUCGCCAGAGCGGUGAUUGCCCGGAUUACUCCAGAGAUGAACCGCUUGCGACUCAGCAGGCCGUGCCCCUGCACGCCAAGGCUGCCCACAAGGAUAUCACGAGGGGUGCCGAGAAUGAAGACGGCAACUAG
This is a messenger RNA of Chaetomium strumarium, 744 nucleotides long. RefSeq lists its product as uncharacterized. The annotation marks the transcript as partial. The transcript has 3 exons. NCBI's taxonomy places the organism in Eukaryota, Fungi, Ascomycota, Sordariomycetes, Sordariales, Chaetomiaceae. The record is from RefSeq and is a predicted model, not a curated record.